ACUCAUAGAACACCAAGACGGAUGGCAAACACAAGCAAGACCGAAAAGUUCCAGCUGCAUGUUCCGAAUCUCGAGGAAUUAUGUCAGGUGCUGGAAACAGGACUGAAUAAGAAUUUUUCUGAUGUAAAAGUGUCUGUUGCUGACUGUCCAGAUCUUACACAAGAGCCUUUCAGGUUUCCUGUCAAGGGUAUUUGUGGCAAACCACGUAUUACUGAUGUGGGAGGUGUACCCUAUCUGAUUCCUCUGGUCCAACUGGACAAGGUUUACAACAUGAACCUUGUGUCCAAGGAGGUGGAGCUGCCUGGUGCAUUUAUUCUUGGGGCUGGUGCUGUCUCCUCCAAGACAGUUGGGAUAAAUGGAGAGUUAAUGCCUCUGGUGCUGACUGAGGCUGAAGGGAGACCUGCGGUGAAUGGCAGUUAUUUUUCCUCUGUCAACCCAGUGGAUGGAAAAUGUCUGCAGGAAAAGUAUAGUGGCAGGUUUCAUGACUGUGACUUUGGCCUCCUUGCAAACCUUUAUGCAUGUGAGGGCAAACCUGGAAAGGUCAUUGAGGUGAGAGCCUGCAGAAGGACUGGAGAGGACAGUCUUGUGAGCUGCAUGAGAAAGACCAUGGAAGAACAUUAUGGGGAGAAGAGUGUGGCCCUGGGGGGAACUUUUGUCAUACAAAAGGGGAAGGCAAAGAUCCAUAUCAUGCCACGUGAAUUCUCUACCUGCCCUCUAAACACCAAUAAGGACGUCGAUAACUGGCUCAGGCAUUUUGAAGUCAGUGCACCACUGAUCUUUCAAACUGUCAUGGUGUCCAGAGACCCAGGUCUUGACCUGAGAGUGGAGCAUACCCAUGGCUUCAGUCACCAUGGUGAGGGGGGCCAUUACUACACAGAUACCACCCCAAACACAGUGGAGUACCUGGGAUACUUCCUCCCUGCUGAGCUCUUAUACCGAAUCGACCGACCCACAGAGACACACAAUGUUGGCCGAGAUUAAACUGUUGACAGUUCUGAUUUUUUUUAUGCUGUAAAAGCAUUUAAAAUGCAAAUAAUUAAUUAGCUUUUUUACUCAGACCACUUUAUAUUGAUGAAUAAUAAAAUAAAUAUAAUAAGUCUUGAAAUUAUAA
This is a messenger RNA of Rhinichthys klamathensis goyatoka, 1111 nucleotides long. RefSeq names its product chromosome unknown C11orf54 homolog (gene bkgd). Gene Ontology annotation, molecular function: zinc ion binding; hydrolase activity, acting on ester bonds. NCBI's taxonomy places the organism in Eukaryota, Metazoa, Chordata, Actinopteri, Cypriniformes, Leuciscidae. The record is from RefSeq and is a predicted model, not a curated record. The coding region runs from base 22 to 981 and encodes 319 amino acids. The transcript is spliced from 9 exons. Gene Ontology annotation, cellular component: nucleus.